This is a messenger RNA of Gaeumannomyces tritici R3-111a-1, 1145 nucleotides long. RefSeq lists its product as hypothetical. The record is from RefSeq and is a predicted model, not a curated record. Bases 1 to 1014 code for a protein of 337 amino acids. NCBI's taxonomy places the organism in Eukaryota, Fungi, Ascomycota, Sordariomycetes, Magnaporthales, Magnaporthaceae. The transcript is spliced from 3 exons.
AUGGAGGUGAUUGAACUCAGCCCGGUGUCACAGGCACUAAAUAACCAACCACAGCUCUGCUCUGAUCUGUCCAAGCAUGCGACCCAGCUCAUGGUAGCGUCCAUCAAGAGACAUCUGAGAAUUCGACAGCGCCGCACCAACUCUCGAGGAGCCCUACCACUUCGGGAUUACGGGCAAGAUCCCUCGACAUCCGCCGCAGCUCCCAAGAAGCGCAUCCCCCAUCCCCGCCCUUCCUCACCACAAACCCGAUCGCAUCCCGAAUCCGGCACCGUCGCGGCGAUGCGGAGCCUACAGCUCCUCCUCGGGGGCCUCCUCGCGGCAUCGUCGUCGUCGUUGGUCCUCGCCGAGCCGCAGACAGCGUCCAUAUACAUGCAGCCUGUCGGCGUCGGCAGCCCGCCGCCGCCGACGCUCCUCGCCGAGAUCACGUACGACCUGGCGCCACCCGCGGACGACGAGGACGGGGCAUCAGCAGCAGCAGCAGCAGCAGCAGCAGCAGCAGCAGAGGUCGGCGUCGGCGUCGGCGUCGGCGGCGGCGCGAUAAAAGCGGCAGUGACGGCGUUCGAGGCGCCCGAGCUGCCGGACGACGACGGCGACGUGGCCGCGGCGCUGGUGCGCAUCGGGGUCUACGACGCGGCCGCGGGGCGCUGGGCGUCGUCGACGUCGGUCGCGUCGGCGGCGAGCUUCGGGCGAGGGUACGCGCCGCACUUUGUGCUGACGGUGCUGCUACAGUCUGAUGGUGGUGGCAGCAGCAAGGGAGAGGCUGCCGCGGUGGUGGUCGGGGCGGCGUGCAGGGGCGUGCGCGUGGACGCGGGGGCGACGAGGGACUUUGGCCCCCAGGCGGUCGUGGUGCCCGCGGGCCGCGGCCGGCAGCCCGCGCUUAACCGGCCCGUCGUGCUGAGCGCCGAGGGGAAGCAGGUCCCGCCCAUGGAGGAGAAGACGCUGCUGCAAAAGUACUGGUGGCUGGCUGCGAUUCUGGUCUUUCUGCUGGCGACGGGCGGGGGCGAUGGGAAAUAGAGUGCGUGGCCGGGCGGUCUCAUUGUAUCUUGGGCAAACACACGGUAGACAUAGAGGGCGUUUUACUAUUGCGCAAUGGCAUUCUCUGUCUAAUCUCACAUUUGCAAGGGAACCAAGUCCUGAUCUGAUUC